AUUGUGCGCAGGGCCAUAGCCUAUCAAGUCAAUCAAAAAUUGGACAAGACUUAUCUCUAGGGACUCUACUAUCUCUGCUCCGCCGGCUCCGCGCCGUAUAAUCACCUCAGAUUCAUUAUGACCACCCUAUAUAUUCACCGCCGCCAUCUCUGUCUCCGCGACUUCGACGACGAGCGGGAUAUCUCGCGGAGCGGUGUGUUUACUUCCGUUGGCUCUCGCCUCCUGUGAAUGGAACUCGGAGGUUAUCGCGCGAGAGAUGGCUUACAACUUCCCCGGAGUACCGGCGACCGCUAUGCCGCCCAUGGGCAUGGGACCAAUGGGUCCGUUGGGCCCUAUAGCCGGACCACAGAGCUUCAUGGAGUUAGCGGGUCAAGGUUUCCCACCGCUGCCACCACCGCCCAUACCACUGCCCGGCAUGAACGACUCGCCCCUGGAGUUCAGUACGAAUAAGAAUCAGCCCCCGGUAGUGCGGGAAACGUCGGAUGACAGCAGCGACAGAAGGAGCGACAAGAAUGACAGUAGAAGGGAUCGGGAGAACAGGGACAGUCGUGAGGCGCGAGACAACAACAGAAGGUCGAGGGGAGAGCGCAGCGACAGACGUGACAGAGACCGGGACAGGCGAGAGGAGAGGAACGACCGAGAUCGAAGGGACGAUCGAAGAGUCGAGGAGAGAAACAACGGGAAUUCCUCUAAGAACAAUAGCAAUCACGUGAACAACUCCAACAACAACGAAGUUUUGUCUUCGACGAAUGCGAGCAACGCUCCGAGCAUAGGCACGCAGCAAAUGGAACCUGCCGCCGGUGUCUGGGGGAUGGGAGUGGGCUAUCCCAUGAUGGGCAUGGGUCCCAUGGGACCGAUGGGGCCCAUGAUGGGCGAGAUGGCACUGGGUCCGCACAUGAGUCACACGCACGGUUACAAUCCGAUGGGCAUGGGUAUGAUGUCGCACGACGGCAGUAUGAUAGGGGCGCAGAUAUUGGGCGCCGAGCAGAUCAUGACGGACGCGGCGCAAAUAAUGACCGCGAGCUUACCGCCGCCGCCGAUGAUGCCUCAGGGUACCAAAGAGAUCAUACACUGUAAGAGUUGCGUGUUGUUUCCACCGAAUCCGAACGCCCCACCGCCUACUACGCGAGAGAGACCACCGGGAUGUCGAACAAUUUUCGUGGGAGGGUUGCCGGAGAAUAUUACCGAAGCCAUAAUACAGGAAAUAUUCGAACGGUGUGGGGAGAUAACUACUUUGCGUCUUUCCAAGAAGAAUUUCUGCCAUAUACGUUUCGUCUUGGAAGCUAGCGUCGAUGCAGCAAUCUAUUUAUCGGGUUAUAGAGUAAGAAUAGGAUCCAGUGGGGAACCUGCGAAUACCGGUAGACUCCAUGUAGAUUUCGCUCAGGCUAGAGACGAUCAAUAUGAAUGGGAGUGCAGACAACGACAAUUGCAAAGGGAACAACGUCAUAGGGAAAGAGUAGAGAAGGAGAGACAAAGGCCGCCGUCAAGUCCGCCUCCGGUAGUGCAUUACACGGACCACGAGGCAUCGAAUAUCUGCGAAAAGAUUAAACAAGAUGAUACGUUUAUGAAAGCAGUACAAAUUGUUGUAACGUGGUUGGAACGAGGAGAUUGCAUCAAACGUAACGCCAAUAUCUUCUACUCCAUGAUACAAUCGACUAACUCUCACGUUCGACGACUGCUGACGGAGAAGGCCGCUUACGAGGAGGAGUUGCAAAAGGCCAAAGAAUUAAUGAAAGGAAGAAUGCAGGGACUCCUCAUACAAUUCAGUCAGAUCGAACGAGUCUUUACUGCGGCCAGCCACAAGAAGGUCUGGGAUCACUUCACUAAGGCGCAGCGGAAGAACAUCGAGAUGUGGAAGAAACAAUCCUCGGAAAUAAAAGCGGUACAGCUGGAAGACAGUUUGAUUGAAGGCGAGGGUGAGAUGGAUGUGUCGGACUCGGAGGAGGAACCUCAACGUAAGAAAACGCGCAAUCAAUUAGAUGGUAAUCAAGAGGACGUCGAAAGACUGCAAAGUCUCAAAGAGGAGAACGACAGUCUGAGAUGCCAGUUGGAAGCGUACAAGAACGAAGUGGAUCUCUUGAAAUCGGAAACGAAAAUCGAGUUGGAGGGGAAGGAUAAACAAAUGAAGAUGCUGCAGCAAACGCUAAAGGGUAUGCAGGAACAGCUAAUGCAAUCACGUAAACAGCAGGCGCAGGACGAUCAGAAGAUCAAGGAUUUGACCGUCAAGCUGAACGCCACGAAGAAGGAAGAGCCUAGGGAGAGUGAGAUUAUCACGCUCGACAAGGACGACGAUAUCAGCGAAGAGCCACGCACACCGAAGCAACACAUUCUUACCUCUAGUUUUGUGCAAGUGACCCAGAAGGAUGCCAAGCUUAUUGGACUUAUAGCGACGUUUCUGCACAUCCACCCGUUCGGUGCAAGCGUGGAUUAUUUAUGGUCCUACUUGCAGAAAAUGGAGCCUGGCAUUAAACCGAACGAAGUUGAAGUUUUAAUGCAGCGUUUUCCACAGGUCUUCAAACAGGAAUUGUUCGGCAUCGGCGCGAAUAUGGAGAGACGGUGGCAGUUUUCAGGUUUUAACGUUUAUCGCAAUCAUUGAAUCUAGACGCCUGAAUGUAAAAAAAGAAACUGAAAGUACAUUUGUCUCGUUGUCUCUCUCUCUCUUUUUCUCAGCGUUAUUGUCCGUGAGUGCGAAUCGAGAUUUAUCCGUGACAAGCGUAUUGAAACGAUAAAAUCUGAUGUUGUGAAUUAAUAAAAUAUCUCUAUCGAUUCAUAGAUAUCAAUUCACUGCGUUUCAAUAUUCACUGCCAGUGUAUGUGACGUAAACUAUAGAUUUUCAGUACUGGCAAUGAAUAUCGCAGCCUUAAUUUUAAACGAUAUGAGUAUCUUGAAGCUUCUGUUCACUCACUGCAGCCAUCUUGGAUCAAUCUUGGAUUGAUGACGUCAGAA
Temnothorax curvispinosus is the source of this 2946-nucleotide messenger RNA. RefSeq names its product ecto-NOX disulfide-thiol exchanger 2. NCBI's taxonomy places the organism in Eukaryota, Metazoa, Arthropoda, Insecta, Hymenoptera, Formicidae. Bases 257 to 2596 code for a protein of 779 amino acids. Gene Ontology annotation, molecular function: protein-disulfide reductase activity; RNA binding. The transcript has 10 exons. Gene Ontology annotation, cellular component: external side of plasma membrane; plasma membrane. The record is from RefSeq and is a predicted model, not a curated record. Gene Ontology annotation, biological process: ultradian rhythm.